AUGCCUCAGGCAGAAAAAGUCUCCGACGCCGCCCCCAUUCCCAUGUCCCAUUUCCAAUCCAAUUCCCAAAUCAAGAACCAGACCCAUAGCCUGACCCAGUCUCAGUCUCAAGGCCAGCGUCAUUCCUCUGAAGAUCCCGUUGUCUUCUUCCUCCCUAUUCUCCAACAGUGGUGCUGCUCUGAAUUCCUCUGUCGCCUUUUUAUCUUCAGUAGCUUCAUCCGCUCCAUCUCAAAGUCAAUCCCGACUUUCAUAUUCUAUCUCGAACUAUUACAAGUCUCUCUCUCAACCGCGACUUCAUUGCGAAACAAUUAUUCCCCACGUCGUCUUUAUCAACAUCAUAACCAGCAUCUUUCCUCACCUCUCAACUGUCUAAUCCGUCGAAUAUGGAAGCGAAUCUAUAAUCGAACACCAAACAAAUCUGUUUCCGUCUAUAUCCAUCUAGACGAACCCAGCAACGCUACUGUCGCUAUGCCGUCCCAAAAGACCUCCAAUGGCCCCGGCCAGGUUAGCCACCGCCUGCGCAACUUCUUCCGCAUGAACACUGGAGGUAGCACCGGCAGUGCCUCUAGCGAUAAGGAUAAAGAAAAGGAAAAGGAGAAGACUACCUCGGCUGCCACGACACCCGAUCCAUCAAAAUCCCGUCAUACCAAGUUCUUUAGUAAUACAGUUGGCCGUCUGCGCGCGCACACCGUGGCUAGCGAGGGCAACCAGCUGGAUGAAGCUAUGAGCCCUACCGCACACGCGAACCCUUACUUCGCCCACCAAGGCCAACCUGGAUUGCGUCACCAUAACUCCGACUCUGUUCCCCCGAGCCCCCCGGACACACCAACCCUUAAGAUUCAGGGACCCGAUGGCAACACUGCAACAGAUCAGGCAACUAGCGAAACCAAAGAGGAACUUGCCCGGAGACUUAGAAGAGUCGCCAGUGCACCCAAUGCGCAGGGUUUGUUCUCCAAGAACGAGAACAACAAUGAGCGUCCUGCGACUGCUGAGCUUGGUAAAGAUCCUCUCCUUUCAAGUUCAGGCGCGCUUGGUCUCAUAGAGUCGGCCAAGGCUCAGCAUGACGAGGAGAUGACCAAGUCUACCAAUCCCGACGAUGUCCUUGCUGCUCUACCCCCUCCGAAUAUGUCGAUGGCUUUUCGCCGAACCUACAGUUCCAAUUCCAUCAAGGUCCGAAAUGUCGAAGUUAGUCCCUCUAGCUUUGACAAGAUCAAACUUAUUGGAAAAGGAGAUGUUGGUAAGGUGUACCUCGUGAGGGAGAAGAAGAGCAGCAGGCUUUAUGCCAUGAAGAUACUUAGCAAGAAGGAAAUGAUUAAGCGAAACAAGAUCAAGCGAGCUCUUGCAGAGCAGGAGAUUCUUGCGACAAGUAACCAUCCGUUCAUUGUCACAUUAUAUCACUCAUUCCAAUCAGAGGACUACCUAUACCUGUGCAUGGAAUACUGCAGUGGUGGCGAGUUCUUCCGCGCCCUUCAAACACGCCCUGGAAAAUGCAUUCCUGAAGAGGAUGCCCGAUUUUAUGCCGCCGAGGUGACGGCAGCGCUAGAAUAUCUGCAUCUCAUGGGAUUCAUUUACCGAGAUCUCAAGCCCGAGAACAUUCUGCUUCAUCAGUCAGGCCAUAUCAUGCUUUCAGACUUUGACUUGUCCAAGCAGUCAGACCCUGGUGGCAAGCCGACCAUGAUUGUCGGCAAGAAUGGUGCCCGGACAGACGCUCUUCCCACCAUUGACACCCGCUCAUGUAUCGCCAACUUCCGGACAAACUCUUUUGUUGGCACAGAAGAGUACAUUGCGCCAGAGGUAAUUAAGGGCAGCGGUCAUACGAGUGCGGUCGAUUGGUGGACUUUGGGUAUUCUUAUUUACGAAAUGCUUUACGGUACCACUCCCUUUAAGGGCAAAAACCGUAAUGCAACCUUCGCCAAUAUCCUGAGGGAAGAUAUUCCUUUCCCAGACCAUUCCGGUGCACCACAAAUCACCAACCUUUGCAAAUCUUUGAUACGAAAAUUAUUGAUCAAGGACGAGAACCGACGACUUGGUGCCCGAGCCGGUGCAUCCGACAUCAAGGCGCAUCCAUUCUUCAGAACGACCCAAUGGGCACUGAUUCGACACAUGAAGCCCCCGAUCGUUCCUCACGCUGGCCGAGGUGUCGAUACAGUCAACUUCCGAAAUGUGAAGGAAAGUGAGAGUGUUGACCUCUCGGGAUCAAGGGCGAUGCAGGGAGUGCCACUUGACAGUGGACUGGCCACACCCGGUGGUGAGAUUACCGACCCGUUCCUCGAGUUCAACAGUGUCACCUUGCACCACGACGGAGACGAUGAUCACCAUCGAUGA
Molecule: messenger RNA, 2325 nt
Organism: Fusarium sp. VM40
Lineage: Eukaryota; Fungi; Ascomycota; Sordariomycetes; Hypocreales; Nectriaceae
Source: the annotation of a GenBank genome assembly